AUGUGCUUCGCGCCAUCCAGCUACAUCAAGACCGACGGCGGGCGCCACGACAUGUUCGCGAUUGGCUCUGGAGUGGCGCAGGGCUGUCCUGCAUCAGGCUCGGCCUGGGCGAUAGCCAUGGACCCGAUUAUCCGUCACCUCGCUUCGUUGGUGGAGCGCACGAACGGCGCGCCGAUCCUGGACGUUGGCUACCUGGGCGCACGCGCUGACGACAUCGGCCUGCUGACGAACUCUUUCGACACGUUGCGCCAAGUGACCGCCCCGUUUGCCGCUGCGGAGGAGCUCGCGCACCUCUCUUUGAAACCGCGGAAAUGUUUUGUCGUGCCUCUCUGGUCCGAUGCGCCCCCAGCUACCAUCGCCUCCACGAAAGCGCUCCCUGCCGAACUCGGACCUCCAUGGGGCGUUUUUUUUGGUCGCGGGGCGUGCCAAGAUCUUGGGCACUUUUCUCGGACCCGAUACCUCGUUGGCCUGCCAAUGGCUCGCCCCUGA
Prorocentrum cordatum is the source of this 489-nucleotide messenger RNA. Lineage: Eukaryota; Dinophyceae; Prorocentrales; Prorocentraceae. The record is from the annotation of a GenBank genome assembly.